This is a messenger RNA of Diaporthe amygdali, 774 nucleotides long. RefSeq lists its product as uncharacterized. Bases 1 to 774 code for a protein of 257 amino acids. NCBI's taxonomy places the organism in Eukaryota, Fungi, Ascomycota, Sordariomycetes, Diaporthales, Diaporthaceae. The record is from RefSeq and is a predicted model, not a curated record. The transcript is spliced from 2 exons.
AUGGAGAACGGACUUUUCCAGAAACAUCGGUCGGGCUUUUCGUCCCUGGUCGACAUCGGCAUAUUCAACUAUGACUAUGCACAAGGAACAUGGGCCCGGGGAAGCCAUUUUCACAGAUCAGCCAACCUCGUAUAUGUUAUUUUUGAAACAUGCCGCUUUGCUACGACUUACUUUUCGAUGUACGACAGCGUCGCUUUCCGCGUAUUGACCAGUGUGGCUAUGAGGCGCUUUGUUAUGCCAUUGGUUGCAUCGGCUACACGGUCCCCUUAUUCCCACGAUCUAAUCGCGGAUCUAUGGAGUGACCCAACGGUCGCUGUUCACGGGACAGAUUUCAAAGUCAAUUCUCAGUCUAGGUGCGGAUCUGAUCCCUCGCGGGCUUACGCGUCGAUCUGCAAGGCGACACCCGCACCAUGGGUUCCCAUGGCGUGUGACCGAGAAAUGGAGACGCAAGAAAAAGGGAAACCUUGCAACAGACGGAAGCUUGUGCGUCGCAGAUACUGUGCAGGUGGCCUCCGCGGAUACCUCCCUACUCCGCCCUUGAAGACUGUCGAUAAUUUUGACAGCCAAAAUGGGGUUCGACCUGAUCGUUGGCCCUGGAAAUCAGGUACAACGACCAGCUCGGCUUUGUCAGAGUCGCCCGAAAGUUCCGAAUGCAACCGCCGCAUAGCCGACCAGUGGCACCAGAAUUGGGGCUCCUACGAACAAGAUGAGUCUGCACGCGACGCGGAGGAAUGUACCGAAAUGGUAGGCUACGUAUGCUCGCCUGUUGUGUAG